Molecule: messenger RNA, 645 nt
Organism: Myotis brandtii (Brandt's bat)
Lineage: Eukaryota; Metazoa; Chordata; Mammalia; Chiroptera; Vespertilionidae
Gene: ALKBH4
Product: alkB homolog 4, lysine demthylase
Exons: 2
Coding region: 1-645 (214 amino acids)
Biological process (GO): actomyosin structure organization; protein demethylation; oxidative demethylation
Cellular component (GO): midbody; contractile ring
Molecular function (GO): demethylase activity; actin binding; oxidoreductase activity
Source: RefSeq, a predicted model, not a curated record
AUGGUGCAGCUGAUGGACCGUGAGCCUUGGAAACUCUCACAGUCUGGACGCAGGAAGCAGGACUAUGGUCCCAAAGUCAACUUUCGGAAACAAAAGCUCAAGACUGCUGGCUUCCAAGGCCUCCCCAGCUUCAGCCGGGAGAUAGUGCGGAGAAUGGGCCUCUACCCCAUCCUGGAGGACUUCCGGCCCGUGGAGCAGUGUAACCUGGACUACUGCCCAGAACGGGGCUCAGCCAUCGAUCCCCACCUGGAUGACACCUGGCUGUGGGGGGAGCGGCUAGUGAGCCUCAACCUCCUGUCCCCCACCGUGCUGUCCAUGUCCCGGGAGGCGCCUGGCAGCCUACUGCUCUGCCUGGCCCCAUCCGGCUUCCCGGAAGCUCUGGAAGGUGUGAUGGCCCCUAGUAGGUCCGUCCUGUGCCAGGAGGUGGAGGUGGCUGUCCCCUUACCCCGCUGCUCUCUGCUUGUGCUCACCGGAGCCGCACGGCACCAGUGGAAGCAUGCCAUCCACCGCAGACACGUCGAGGCCCGCCGUGUGUGUGCCACCUUCAGGGAGCUGUCGGCCGAAUUCUGUCCUGGUGGGAGGCAGCAAGAACUUGGGCAGGAGCUCCUGCAAAUCUCUCUCUCCUUUCAGGGGAGACCCAUGUGA